Messenger RNA from Serendipita indica DSM 11827, 1086 nucleotides. Lineage: Eukaryota; Fungi; Basidiomycota; Agaricomycetes; Sebacinales; Serendipitaceae. The record is from the annotation of a GenBank genome assembly.
AUGCCCAAACGAUCGACGUCUCCACUACCUGGUGAUAAGCCAUAUCCAAGCACCGAAUGGGACAAGGACAAGAAAUACACAAUCGAACACAUCCGGUACGCGGUCAUCCAAGGCAGAGGAUUUGAGAAGCAAUGGAAGUACUGCGUCAAGUGGUGGAACUGGCCAGACGAAUACAAUACUCUCGAAACCGAAGAUACUUUCGAAGGCUAUACUGCCAUCGUUCUCAAGAAAUUUUGGCGUCACACGCCAAAUAAAUGGAAACCAUCUCCACGCCUCUGGGGUGCAGGAUAUAGGAUCUAUGCGUCCCCAUUAUAUCUUAGCAGGACGACCGAGAGGUUGCGAAGCCUGUACGCUGGCGAAGAAUUUGAAGAUUCCGACGACGGAAACGAGUACACGCUCGACUACGAUAGCGACAUGGAGAUGGACCCGACGAACGGGUAUUCCGGAGACAACGGCGAUCGACCUCCACCAUCCGAUGAUGAACCCCCUCGCUCAAACUCAAACUCAAUGAGUGAGCGCAUCACGCCAGAGUACAUCCGCGAUCCGACCUCUCAACCUCUCUUCCUCACCCCGUCCAAGGCGACCACGAAUGAGCGGGCCUCAGACAAGACAUCGGAAACGACCUCGACGCCAGCAUUUUCCGACAAGCAAACGUUGAGGCGCACGAUGAAUUCGACAUCCGUCAAACGGAUAGGUCGAAAGAGUCAGAGUGGGUCCAACGCACGGGGGUUAGGUGAAUACGUACCCGAGACUCGGGCUGGAGGGCGAAUGCAAGGAACGUCUGGUCGCAGUCUCGGAGCCAGUUCGACCGUGUACUCGUUACGAAACGCCGAGAGUGCAGCCAUUCGGAUGAACGUGGGUUCCAGCGCGGGCGCACAGAGACGCAAGAUGAAAUUUGUCAAUGCCUAUGCGGUCGAAUCCAUCGUCAAUGGUCAAGUGCCAGAGGAUUACUACCAUCCACCCGAAUCGCAUACACGGGAUACCCUCAUGGAUGUCGUCCCAGGCUCUCCUGGACAGGAUGGGAACCAGCGGUUCCUCGACUUUCAGCGGGAAGAGCGAAUCAAUGACACGUUUUAUCCACAUUGA